CAGCGACAUCGUGCUUUCUUUAUCUUUUGCCCAACAGCGAGACCCUUCUUGAUAGCUCACCCCUAUAACCCAUGAGCAGCCCAUAAUUCGCCUGAGGCACAUAUAAACACAUUCAUAGAGCCAAUUUCCGCACUUCACCCAAAAGUUGCCGACAUGACAACGCUCAACUUGUCAUCGAAUGGGCCCUCCAUAUCCAAAAGCUAUCAAACCGUGGUUAACUCCGCUCUUCCAGCAAUCUCUCCGACCUAUAGCCAUUGGGCUGUGUUUUCUGUCUCUACCCCCCUUAUCAAUGCCUUUCAGCCAGAUGCGGGCAAUAAAGAGAGUGUUCUGAAGGUUCAGAGUUCAGGAGAGGGCGAACUGGCGGAUCUCAUCGAUGAGUUCUCGGAGGGCAAGAUCCAGUUCGGCUUUGCUAAGGUGACCGAUCCUAACACGGGACUACCCAAGAACGUGCUUAUUGCGUGGUGUGGAGAGGGCGUUCCCGAGAGAACCAAAGGCUACUUUACAAGUCACAUGUCUGCAGUCUCGAAGUUCUUGCAUGGGUAUCAUGUCCAGAUAACGGCUCGCUCGGACGCGGAUUUGACAGUCGAAGGUAUUAUUAAAAAGGUCAGCGAUGCGUCAGGUGCCAAGUACACCCCGGAGAGUGAUCAAUCGUUGUCGACCGCUCCUAAACCGGCUGUCUCCACCAAGCCCGUCUUUACGCCAUCUCGAUCAGGUGGCAUUGCCCUAAAUAAGACACCAGCCGGACAACCGCAUGAUUUACCAGAGAGGAAGUCCUCAGAUGAUGGUUGGGGCCCUGAUGCACCCCCGGUCACAAGAACGCAACUGGAAAAGGUUCAACCCGCCUACAGGCCCACCAAAGUAAAUAUGCAUGAGCUCAAAUCCGAGAAACAACCCUCCGGUGGAAGUAUGGGUCAAGCCAGGGAGGAUUCAAGCAACGUCGUUAAGGGUGGUUAUCAGCCUGUGGGGAAAGUCGAUAUUGCAGCUAUAAGAAGACAAGCCCGCGAGACCGGCAAUCUCCAGGAUGACCGCCCAGAACCGAUCAAAGGCGCCUAUGAGCCUGUUGGCAAGGUUGACAUCGCUGCAAUUCGCUCGAAGGCACAAAAUCUAGCCGAACCUCCCGUGCUAGCUGAUAACAAAUUUACAACGCCAUCGAAUGCACCGACUGCUAACCCCAGGGUACUUCCUGAGCCAAAUUCUGAAAGGCUUACAAGCUUGCCAAAGCCCAAAGUUUCCAACAAAUUCGGGGCUACUCCGGCAUUCAGCGGAACAAAACCACCCCUCCCCAAUGAUUCUAUGUCGAAACCAACACCGUCAGCCUUGCAUGGAGCAAGCAGAACAUUUGCCGAUCAAGGGGGGAAAACUCCCGCCCAAAUAUGGGCAGAGAAGAAAGCUAAGGAGCGUGGAGAGGAUUCAUAUGAACCUCCAGUCCACACAGAGAGCAGUGGGAACGAGGAAUGGAAAAGCUCACCUAGUGUCGUCAGACCCUCGGAUCCUGUCCUGGCAACACAUACAGGAAAGUCCGCUCGCAGCAAUGCCUCUCACGAGGCCGCGGUGAUCGGAGACGAGAGAUUUGAAUCCGAACCUCGAGAUCUUCCACAACACCAUACUACUACUUCCCAUAGGCAUAUUCCAGUGCCGUCCGUCGAAGAGGAUCUCGACUCAAUCUCGGGUGCCAACCGGCCCAUACCUGUGCCCGAACCGGUGCCAGAGCCUGUUCAACAAGGAGGACAUACAUACCAGGAUUAUGAAUUCAGUUCCGGUCCACCUGAGCAAGCAAAGCCCCCCAACCCAUCUCCUCCGGCACGUGAAAGCUCGCCUAUUCGCGUUGCCAUGCCAGUUGGCAGAGGAGAGACUGAUCUCCCGGCCGAACACGGAGUGGACCGAUCUGCUAGCCAGUCAGAUGACGUCCAGCAUACUAUUUCGAAUGAUAAGGCCCCUGAGGAUAACGUGCAAGGUGUCGCCCAGGAUACAAAUCAAGCAGAUCCCGAUACUCACAAUCGCAAAGGAGGCAUUCAGGCCGUUGCUCAGUACGAUUAUGACAAGGCGGAGGAUAAUGAAAUUCAACUACAGGAGGGAGAAUAUGUGGUUGAUAUCGACAUGGUUGACAAGGACUGGUGGCUAGGGUCUAAUGUCCGCGGCGAAAGAGGCCUUUUCCCAAGCAAUUACGUCGAAAUUGUCGAACAUGACCAGCAGAACCACAGCCCGUCGGAUUUCCAAGACACACACGGCGCAGACGAAUCAGUGCCUCCCACUGAGCCGACUACAGCCACUCCCCCUGUCGCUUCCUCAACUCCUGCGCCGAGCGCAACAGCAUUGUAUGACUAUGAGGCUGCAGAGGACAACGAACUGAGUUUCCCCGAAGGCGCUCAGAUUACGAACAUUGAAUUUCCGGAUGACGAUUGGUGGUUUGGUGAGUUCCACGGCAAAAAAGGACUAUUCCCUGCCAAUUAUGUUCAGAUUGCGAAAUGAGGCUGUGAAGCUAGCUGUAUGAUGGCUAUUUUAUAACGCAAAUCGUAGUUCAAAUGGAGGUCAAAACAUUUGACCUGGGUUUGUCGAAUAGCUCAUACCCGCUACGGCCAAACCGCGAUUUCUGUGCCUGUUUCAAUUUCGCAUACUUCACAUGGGGAGCCCAAAAGAAAAGGGGAGGGGGAAGGUCAAGGGGUAAAUAUGAAGAAGGGAAUGGGAAAGAAUCCCCAUGUUGUUGAUUAUACAUAUUUUGUUUCCAAAACUUUCGUUUGAAGUUCUUACAAAAAUAAAGGGUA
Messenger RNA from Aspergillus steynii IBT 23096, 2762 nucleotides. Its product is annotated as putative actin binding protein. The transcript has 4 exons. The record is from RefSeq and is a predicted model, not a curated record. Gene Ontology annotation, cellular component: site of polarized growth; cortical actin cytoskeleton; plasma membrane. Bases 154 to 2469 code for a protein of 771 amino acids. Gene Ontology annotation, molecular function: actin filament binding. NCBI's taxonomy places the organism in Eukaryota, Fungi, Ascomycota, Eurotiomycetes, Eurotiales, Aspergillaceae. Gene Ontology annotation, biological process: regulation of actin filament polymerization.